CUCAAAGUGUCGUUACAAGCAUGUGAAAAGAUUCUCAAAAUUGAAAAUAAUUUUCAUAGAAAUUGGCAAGGACUUUCUUCCAACGAAUACGAUUACUUCUCAUUAUAUUAUUCACUCUGUGCCAAUCAUAUUGGACAUGUCUCCACCUCCCAUCAUAGUUUAUUGAUCAUUCACGUGUGUUAGGUCAAGUCAAGCAGGCGGCUAGGUUGUCCAUGUGCAACCCAUGAACUCAGAAAAAGGAUCCCUAUCUAACUAAAUCUGCCAAGAAGUUUAGACUUUCACAUCACAAACUGUUUUCUGCCUUAUUGCACUUACUUCUCUUUACUUCUUUUCAACCUUGUUCAACCAAGAACAGAGACUAUGGCUGGGGCCUUGGUGGGUGGAGCUGUUCUCUCAGCAUUUCUUCAGGUGGCGUUUGACCGAGCGGCUUCUCGCGAGGUCCUAGACUAUCUCAACGGAAGGAAACUGAUUGAUCGUUUGGUGCAAAAGCUGAAGUUAGAGCUGAUGUCUGCUGGUGCUGUGCUCAAUGAUGCCGAGGAGAAGCAAAUUACAGACCCUGCUGUGAAAAAGUGGCUGGAUGAGCUCAAAGAUGCUGUUUAUGUUGCGGAUGACCUCCUCGAUGAGAUUGCCUACGAAGCUAUGCGAUGCAAGUUAGAAGCUGAAUCCACUAGUACUAGUAAGGUAAUGGGUUUUCUCUCUACUACUUUUGUUAAUUCAUUUGACAAAAGGAUACAGUCUGAACUAGAAAACAUUCUAGAACAAUUAGAAUCUAUUACAAAACAAAAGGAUGUCCUCCGUUUAGAAAAGGUUGCUGCUGCUGCUGAAGUACCAUCACGACCAUUGACAACUUCUUGCCCUGAAGAAUAUGGUGUGUUUGGUAGAGACAAGGAUAUGGAGGCGAUAUUUGAUAUGUUCCAAUCACAUGAUGCGAGUGUUAAUGGUAUAUGUGUUGUUCCCAUAGUAGGUAUGGGUGGGGUUGGUAAAACAACUCUUGCUCGACUUAUAUACAAUGACAAAAGAGUCGAGGAGAGUUUUGACAUCAAAGCUUGGGUUUGUGUAUCAGAAAAUUAUGAUUAUUUUAGGAUAGCAAAAACUAUUUUUGAAGAGGUCACUUCAUCUGCUUGUGACAUUCAAACCAUGAAUUUGCUGCAAAAUAAAAUCAGAGAGAAAUUCAAGGAGAAGAAAGUUUUCCUAGUUUUAGACGAUGUUUGGAAUGAGAACUAUGAUGAUUGGGUUGAGUUACUUAAAGUUUUCAAAUGUGGGGCACAGGAGAUUAAGAUUAUUGUUACGACACGCAGUACAAUAGUUGCAUCAAAAGUAGGCACAUUAUCUUAUAUUCUAAAUAAAUUGUCAAUCGAAGAAUGUUGGUCGAUAUUUGAAAAACAUGCAUUUAAAAAUGGAAGCUCCGGUGAAUUUCCUGUCCUUGAGGAAAUUGGUAGAAAAAUUGUCCAAAAGUGUAGAGGUUUGCCUUUAGCUGCAAAAGCACUUGGGGGUUUGCUACGGUUUGAAGAAAAUCCAAGAGAGUGGGCAAAGAUUUUGAAGAGUGAUAUAUGGAAUUUACCGAAAGGAAACAUUAAUAUCCUUCCAGCUCUAAGAUUGAGCUACCACUAUCUCCCACCACAUUUGAAACGUUGCUUUGCUUAUUGCUCAAUCCUUCCAAAGGAUUAUGAAUUUAAAAAGGAAGAAUUGGUCCUAUUGUGGAUGGCAGAAGAUUUAUUACAGCAAUAUGAAGGAAAUGGAAUGAUGGAAGAAACCGGUGAACAAUACUUUGAUGAUUUGGUAUCUAGAUCAUUUUUUCAACGAUCAGGUAGCAACCAAUCAUGUUUCAUAAUGCAUGACCUAGUCAAUGACUUGGCAAUAUUUAUAAGCGGAGAGUUUUGUUUCAAGCUGGAGGACAAUGAGUCUCGUGUAAUCACAAGAAAGACUCGCCAUUUGUCAUAUGUUAGAACUAACUAUGAUGCCUCCAAGAAAUUUAAGGUGUCUUACAAGGCCAAGGAUUUGCGAACCUUUCUUGGAUUAGAUUUGUCAUUGGAUCGAUGGUAUCACAAUAGGAUGUCAACAAUGAUGCUUAAUGAUUUGUUGUUGACAUUUAAGUGCUUACGAGUGCUAUCAUUUUCUACCUAUAGAAACAUGAGGGAGUUGCCUAAUUCUGUUGGCAAUUUGAAACAUCUACGCAAUUUAAAUCUUAGUUACACUUCAAUUGAAAGGUUACCAAAUUCUCUAUGUACUUUGUAUAAUUUGCAAACCUUGUUAUUGUUCAAAUGUGAGUCCCUUAUCAAGCUGCCUAGCAAGAUGUGGAGAUUAGUCAACUUGCGCCACUUGGAUUUAGUUGGUACAAAAUUGAAAGAGAUGCCACUGCAUAUGGGUAAAUUGGGAAAUCUUGUGAAAUUAACUACUUUUGUUGUGGGCAAACAUUCUGGGUCUAGUAUUAAGGAGUUAGGGGAGCUCCAUCAUCUUUCUGGAGCAUUGUCCAUUUUAAACUUGCAAAAUGUUCAUCAUGCUAGAGAUGCAAGGGAGGUUAAUUUAAAGGAUAAGCAGUACUUAUCUGAGUUGGUGUUUCAAUGUGGCUUUGACAAUGAAAAUUCAGAAAAGGAAAGACAUGUUCUGGAGCAAUUGUGUCCUCAUUCGAAAUUGGAGUCUCUCACUAUUGAAGAUUACGGGGGUACAAAAUUUCCAAAUUGGUUAGAAGAUUGUUCUUUCUCCAAUAUGGUGUCUAUACGCCUUGCCAAUUGUAAGUAUUGCUCAUCCUUGCCUUCACUUGGGCACCUACCUGUCCUCAAGAAACUCUAUAUUCAAGGUUUUCAUUUUGUAUUGCGUGUGGAUCGUGAGUUCUAUGGGGAUGGUUCUUCUACAAUUAAGCCUUUUAAAUCCCUUGAAGUAUUAAGCUUUGAAGACAUGCCAGAGUGGCAGGAAUGGUUUUUAUUUGAAGAUGAACAUGAAGAUGGGGUUGAAGUUUUCUCUACUCUCAAAGAGCUUUGCAUAAUUGAAUGUCCCAAGCUAAGCGGUGGUCUACCCAGUCAGCUUCCCUCUUUAAUCAAACUUCGAAUUGCAGGAUGUCAGCAACUUGUUGCUUCAGUUCCUAGAGCUCCAACUCUCAAUAGAUUGCAAUUAAGUGAUUGUGAUAAGGUAGUGUUGAAGGAAUUACCACCCAAGUUGGAUUACCUCUUUAUUAGCGGAGGUCGCAUCUUCUUGCAGUCGUUUGUGGAGCUUAUGACGUGUCUCGCUGUCCCAGGAAGUGGAGUACCCACUACAUUAAAAUCACUUGAAAUCAUAGGAACAUUUCAGAUCACAACGGGCCAUUACUAUCCUUCUCUUGAAAGUUUGAGUAUAUGGGAUGACUCUGACUCACUCUGGUCUUUUCCCUUAGAGUCGUACCCAAAACUCAAAUCUCUCAGUGUAUGGGAAAGUAAAAACCUUGAAUCUCUUUUCGUAUCAGAGGAAUCUUACCGUGAUCUUAGUUCUCUCACUCAUUUGAAUAUUUCCUCGUGCCCUAAUUUUGUAUCAAUUUUUAGUGGAGGUAUCUGCGCCCCUAAUUUGACAUGGAUUUCGAUCGACAAUUGCAACAAGUUAAAGUCAUUGCCUGAAAAUAUGCGCACCCUAUUCCCAUCCCUUGAGCAUUUGGGAGUCCGUCAGUGUCCAAAACUGGAAUCAUUUCCUGAGGGAGGUUUGCCCUUAAAUUUAGUAUCACUUGGCGUCUCUUACUGCGACAAACUAUUUUCCCGGGGAUUGCAAGAUCUACACUCCCUCAGAGAGAUCAGUAUCAUCGGCGAUAAUGGCAAAGACGUGGAGUCCUUUCUGGAGGAAGCGUUGCUGCCUCCCACUCUCACAGAUAUCGAUAUUUCAUCUUUUCCAAAGCUGAAAUCACUCAAGGGUUUUCAACAUCUCACCUCUCUUAAAAACUUGAAUAUUUCUUGGUGCAAUAACCUCCAGUACUUACCAGCAGAGGGCUUUCCCACCACUCUUUCUUCUCUAAUUAUUUACAGCUGCCCUCUUUUAGAACAACGGUGUGAGAGAGAGAAAGGGGAAGAAUGGCCAAAAAUUGCGCACAUCCCCAACAUGGUGAUUCACGGUGAAUUGAUCGAAUGAGCUAUGAGUCAACAUGCGCUUCAGCCCCAGAUCAGUGUCACUAACAGACCCUCCAUGCUCCAAGCAUCACUUUUGUGCUAUCUGGCUGCCGAUCCUUUUGCGUUGUACAAACUACUAAAUUCUUAAUCUGUUUUCAAGUCACCUGUAGAAAGCUCAUCCUUCUGUCUUCAUCAACAUCCAAACAUAUCCUUACUCUUAUUCUUUCUGGAGCUGCACUUGCUUCAUUUUCCGUUCACUACAUUUCACCUUUGGACAUUUGAAGUGUGAGACACAGACUUUGAAAGAGUAAUUAUAUUAGAUGGUUUUUUAAUCUCAGGUAGACACUGGGAUAGUUUGAAGCUAGUGCUGCUUUAAUAGCUAUAAACAGUUGCUGAAUUCCUUAUGCAUGAGAAUCUUUUGAUUGAAUGAUGCUGAAUAAACCGUAACUGAGCAACUUAGGAAGAGGCAUUAAUAUUGUUCGGGCACUUGAGAAGGGCUUUAUUUUCUCAUACAUGAGUCACAGAAAAUAAAUUAUCAGGGUAUAAGGCCAAGCUCAGUUCAAGCCUCCUUAUCUAUAUGAAAAAGAAGAAAUGAUGCCAAAAUAAGGGAAAAAUCUUGCAAGACUCGCAUCCCCUACAUAAGAAUCAAUUAUAAAGUUUUGGUGGAUGCUAAAACUCUUAAAGAGACCCAAUCCCCUGUUUUGCUCCACACAAGAGAUAGCUAGCAACAUGACUCAAUUUUAUUACCAGAUAGAGAUGUUUCAUGCUACAUCCAGAAUUUGUGAAGAGAAGGAAUUCUUGUGCAGAUUAACUUUAAUUUGCCAACAAGUUCCACAUAAAUCCAGCAUCUAUUUGGCGCGAUAUCAGAGCCUAUUGGUCACUAAAAAAAAUCUUCUUAUCUUGAGGAUUUAUGUUUACUUGAAUCCAACUGGAGGGACCUACGGCAUUAUUCAGCUUCUUCAUUUUAAGUCCAAACUCAUGGUGGUACAAGAAGAAAGUGGAAGAUUGAGGGAAUGAAAUCUCUGGUAGUUCAAUUUUUAUUAUUAUUUUUCCUUAAGCUUCUGCAUUUGACGACUAACAGAUUGAUUCUUUUAACAAUUUACACUAUAAGAAGUUCAAAAUGUGAUUGUAACAUUUGUCUUGAGAAAUAUGGCAGGCUAUUUGAUCAUAUUUGACAAGCGGCAGGUGGAACCUAGUGCAGACUUGUAGCUUCCAUUAUCUCAAUUUUUAGAUUAAAAAUAACUUCUUUGUCUUAGUGAGAGAAGUUCUUUUGAUUGAGCAAUUCAGGUUUUUAAUCUCAGGUGGACAUUGGAGUAGUUUGAAGCUAGUGUUGCUUUAAUACCUUCAACUGUUGCUGAAUUUUUUAAGCAUGAGAAUCUUUUGAUUGAAUGAUGCUGAAUAAACUUUAACUGAGCAACCCAAGAAAAGGCAUUCAUAACAUUCGGUUACUUCAAUAGGGCUUUAGAAUACAUGAGUCAUAGUGAAUGAAUUAUCAGGGUACAAGGCCAAGCUCAAUUCAAGCCUCCUGAUCUGUAUGACAAAGAAGAAAUGAUGCCAAAAUAAGGGGAAAAUCUUGCCAGAAGACUUGCAUCACCUGCAUAAGAAUCAAUUAUAAAGUUUUGGUUGGUGCUAAAACUCUUGAAGAGGCCCGAUACCUUGUUUCAUUCCACAUGAGAUAGCUAGCAACAUGACUCAAUUUUAUUGUCAGAUAUGAGAGGUUUCAAGCAACAUCCAAAAAUUGCUGAAGGGAAGGAAUUCUUUUGCAGAUUCACUUUAAUUUGUCAACAAGUGCAACACGAGCUCAGCAUCUAUUUGGCAUGAUAUCGGUGGCUACUUGUCCUCUUACAUCAGCCACACUCCUAAAUUUCUAAUAUGCUUCCAGCAUUAUUCAGCUCCUUCAUUUUGAGUCCAAACUCCUGGUGGUACAACAAGAAAGUGGGAGAUUGAGGGAUUGACAAGUCUCUGGAUAUUUGACCAUAUUUGAGAAGCAGCACGUGGAACCUAGUGCAGACUUGUAGCUUCCAUUGUCACAUUUUUUAGGUUAAAAAUCACUUCUCAGUCUUAGUGAGAGAAGUUCUUUUGAUUGAACAAUACAGAUGUAACAGACAUGUCACAUGUGGGUGGAAUGGCCUUUGUAAUGACAUUCCCUGUUGGAGUUUUUAAUCAUGAAGAAAUCAACUAAUUGAGUCUUUUCCGCUGGAGGUCCCUGCUUGGAAUUCUUGUUUUGUUGUCUUUAAUGAAAACUAUGUGGGCCUGGAAGUCUUGGAAGACAAAAAAACCAUGCUGGAUGGAUCAUGCAAUUGUAGGUGAGUCACUAACAUGUGCUCCACACGCCCAGCUCAUCUUUCUUUCUUUAUCAAAAUUCAAGCAUUCCCUUACUCUUAUUCUUUCUGGGGCUUCUCUUGCGUCAUUAUCCAUUCUCCCAUUUUCAAAUUUGGACUUUCAAAGUGUGACAGACAGACUUUGACAGAAUUAAACCUUGAAUAACCAACUGUGCAACCAUGAAAAUUUGAGAUAGUUCAGUGACAGGAGAAGGCCAAGAUCAAUUCAACAUGAGUAAUAGAAAAGAGAUUAUCAGGAUAUAAAGGCCAAGUUUGAUUCAAGCCAAUUGAUAGGCCAAGUGCCUCCCUUUCUUAUCUAUGAUCUAUGGAAGGCUUAAAAAAAAAAAGGAAAAUGAUGCCAAAAGAAGGGAAAAUUGAUGCAAGAUAGCUCACAAUGCCUGCAAAAGAAUCGAUAAUGAAGUUUUGGAGUGUGCUAAAAACUUAGAGACAUGACCCAACCCCCUGUCUCAGUCCACACAGGAGAGAGCUAGAUGCACUACUCAAUUUCAUAGUCAGAUUUACUUUGAUUUGUCAAGUAGUGCAACACAAGCCCGACAUCUAUUUGGUGUAAUAUCAGUGCCUAUUGGUCCUCUUGCAUCAGUUAAACUCCACAAUUUCUGCUACGUUUCCUGGUCACUGAAUGUAUCUUUUCAUCUUGAGGAUUUUUCGUUAUGUGACUCCGUUGCCAACAUUCCUACUGGAGGGACCUGCAGCAUUAUUCAACUCCUUCAUUUCAAGUCCAAACUCUCGGUGGAACAAAAAGACACGAAUGAUUGGUGGAUUGGCAAGUCUCUGAAUAAACUUUAACUGAGCAACCCAGGAAGAGACAUUAAUGUUGUUUGGUUACUUGAGAAGGGCUUUAGUUUCUCAGACAAGAAUCAUAGAAAAUAAAUUAUCUGGGUAUAAGUCCAAGCUCAAUUCAAGCCUCAUGAGCUUCAUGAAAAAGAAGAAACGAUGCCAAAAUAAGGGGAAAAUCUUGCAAGAAGACUCACAUCCCCUGCAAAAGAAUCAAUUAUAAAGUUUUGAUGUGAGAGGUUUCAAGCUACAUCCGGAAAUUGUAAAGGGAUGGAUUCUUGUGCAGAUUAACUUCAAUUUUUCAUCAAGUGCCUAUUUGUCCUCUUACAUCAGACUCUCCUUUGCCACAUUCCAACCAAAGGGACCUGCAGCAUUAUUCAGUUCCUUCAUUUUGAGUCCAAACUCCUGGUGCUACAACAAGAAGGAGGAAGAUUGAGGGAAUAAAAAAUCUCUGGUAGUUCAAUUAUUAUUAUUAUUUUUCCUUAAGCUUAUGUAUUUGAUGCCUAACAGAUUGAUUGUUUUAACAGUUUACACUACAGGAAGUUCAAAAUGUGAUUGUACAUUUAUCUUGAGAAAUAUGGCAGGCUAAUUAAUCAUAUUUGACAAGCGGCAAUAGGAACCUAGUGCAGACUUUUAGCUUCCAUCAUCACAUUUUUUAGAUUAAAAACCAGUCUUAGUGAUAGAGUUCUUCUGAUUGAAAAAUGCAAGUCAGCUACACACUGUUCUUCCAUUCUUAUUGCUUACCUUUGCUCUUUCCAAACGAGGAAAGCAGAAAUUACUAUACUACAAAUAAGAAAUGGAAUAAAAAAAAAAAUGUUCACAUGGACGGUAACAAAUGGUAUUGAAACCAUUAGAAGUGAUCAGUGUUGAAUGCUCAUCCAUCUAAUUAUCUAAAUGCCACAUUCCAAAUGUAACAGACACAUCACAUGUGGGUGGAAUGUCCUUUUUUUUGACAUCUGUUGGAGUAUUUAAUCGUGAAGAAAUCAACUAAUGGAGUCUUUUCUGCUGGAGGUCCCUGCUAGAAAUCAACUAAUGAAAACCAUGUUUGCCUGCAAGUCUUGGAACACAAAAAAUCCAUGCCGGAUGGGUCAUGCAAUUAAAGGGGCCAUCAUGCAUUCUGCUAUUGAAACAUAUGGUGCUAUUCUACCUUAAUGGCAAGGACAUUUUGUAUAUUCCAUAUGCACCUGUUUAAAUGAAGUAUACAUUAUCAGGUCAACAACUACCUCUCUCUGAGCUUUGUGAAUUGAUGGUGGACAGAAAAAAGUCAGUCCUCUCCAGAAUUUUGGUUUUUUCUUCUUUUCCACACUCUAGUUAGUUCAAAAGGCUCAGCACAUCACUGUACUUGUCGUCAUUGCUGUCCUCACUGUUGUUCCUAUCAAUAAUUCUAAAUUUUCCUAUGCUGAGAUUGUGAUGCGAGAGGCAUAGAGGGGGGAACUUUCCCAAGAUGGCUCAGGUGUUUGUUCCAUGAAAAAUCAAGGCCAUUCUUGAGGCUCUAUGAUGUCAAUACCAGCAAUUACCAGUUUUCAAACACAAUAUGUGCAUUAUGUUGAGGCUUCCAACAAUAACGUAACUGACAACUGCUUGACAUCAUCCUAUCGAUGAAUACAAUAAUUAUAAGCUUGGUUUUAAGAUCUGAGGUGGCUGCUACCAAACAAAUUUGACCUUCUACAACCAAAGCUUCCAAAGAGCUAAACUUACUUCCAAGAAGCAUUCAUGACAUCGGUCCUGCCAACCUAUUCUUUUUAACUUCAUAUAAAGUUUGGAGCUCCACGUGUGAAUUGAACAACCUUUAACUGAGCAACCCAGGAAGAGACAUGAAGAUUGUUCAGUUAUAAGAUGAGGGCAUUGGUUUCAUACAUGAGUUAUAGAGAAGAGAUUAUCGCGGUAUAAAGGCUAAGUUCAAUUCAAGCAAAAAGAUAGGCUACGUGCUGGAUGGAUCAUACAAUUGUAGGUGAGUCACUAACAUGUGCUCCACACGCCCAGCUCAUCUUUCUUUCUUUAUCAAAAUUCAAGCAUUCCCUUACUCUUAUUCUUUCUGGGGCUUCUCUUGCGUCAUUAUCCAUUCUCCCAUUUUCAAAUUUGGACUUUCAAUGUGCGACAGACAGACUUUGACAGAAUUAAACCUUGAAUAACUAACUGUGCAACCAUGAAAGUUUGAGAUAGUUCAGUGACAGGAGAAGGCCAAGAUCAAUUCAACAUGAGUUAUAGAAAAGAGAUUAUCAAGAUAUAAAGGCCAAGUUUGAUUCAAGCCAAAUGAUAGGCCAAGUGCCUCCCUUUCUUAUCUAUGAUCUAUGGAAGGCUUAAAAAAGAGGAAAAUGACGCCAAAAGAAGGGAAAAUUGAUGCAAGAUAGCUCACAGUGCCUGCAAAAGAAUCGAUAAUGAAGUUUUGGAGUGUGCUAAAAACUUAAAGACAUGACCCAACCCCCUGUCUCAGUCCACACAGGAGAGAGCUAGAAGCACUACUCAAUUUCAUAGUCAGAUAUGAGACGUUUCAUUCUACAUUGAGAAAUCGUUAAGGGGAGGAAUUCUUGUGCAGAUUUACUUCUUUUUGUCAAGUAGUGUAACACAAACCCGACAUCUAGUUGGUGUAAUAUCAGUGCCUAUUGGUCCUCUUGCAUCAUUUAAACUCCACAAUUUCUGCUACGUUUCCUGGUCACUGAAUGUAUCUUUUCAUCUUGAGGAUUUUUCGUUAUGUGAAUCCGUUGCCAACAUUCCUACUGGAGGGACCUGCAGCAUUAUUCAAGUCCUUCAUUUCAAGUCCAAAUUCUCGGUGGAACAAAAAGACAUGAAUGAUUGGUGGAUUGGCAAGUCUCUGAAUAAACUUUAACUGAGCAACCCAGGAAGAGACAUUAAUUUUGUUUGGUUACUUGAGAAGGGCUUUAGUUUCUCAGACAAGAAUCAUAGAAAAUAAAUUAUUUGGGUAUAAGUCCAAGCUCGAUUCAAGCCUCCUGAGCUUCAUGAAAAAGAAGAAACGAUGCCAAAAUAAGGGAAAAUCUUGCAAGAAGACUCACAUCCCCUGCAAAAGAAUCAAUUAUAAAGUUUUGAUGUGAGAGGUUUCAAGCUACAUCCGGAAAUUGUAAAGGGAUGGAUUCUUGUGCAGAUUCACUUCAAUUUUUCAUCAAGUGCAACACAAGCCCAGCAUCUAUUUGGAUUGAUAUCAGUGCCUAUUUGUCCUCUUACAUCAGACUCUCCUUUGCCACAUUCCAACUGAAGGGACCUGCAGCAUUAUUCAGUUCCUUCAUUUUUGAGUCCAAACUCCUGGUGCUACAACAAGAAGGAGGAAGAUUGAGGGAAUUACAAAUCUCUGACACAUCACAUGUGGGUGGAAUGUCCUUUGUUUUGGCAUCUGUUGGAGUAUUUAAUCAUGAAGAAAUCAACUAAUGGAGCCUUUUCUGCUGGAGGUCCCUGCUAGAAAUCAACUAAUGAAAACCAAGUUUGCCUGCAAGUCUUGGAACACAAAAAAUCCAUGCUGGAUGGGUCAUGCAAUUAAAGGUCAACAACUACCUCUCUCUGAGCUUUGUGAAUUGACGAUGGGCGGAAAAAAGUCAGUCCUCUCCAGAAUUUUGGUUCUUUCUUCUCUUCUACACUCUAGAUAGUUCAAAAGGCUCAGCACAUCACUGUACUUGUCGUCAUUGCUGUCCUCACUGUUGUUACUAUCAAUAAUUCUAAAUUUUCCUAUGCUGAGAUUGUGAUGCGAGAGGCAUAGAGGGGGCAACUUUCCCAAGAUGGCUCAGGUGCUUGUUCCAUAAUAGAUCAAGGCCAUUCUUGAGGCUCUGUUGUGUCACUACCAGCAAUUACCAGUAUGUGUUUUCAAACCAAAAGGUUUUCAAACACAAUAUGUGCAACAUGUUGAGGCUUCCCACAAUAACAUACCUGACAAUUGCUUGACAUCAUCCUAUUGAUGAAUACAAUAUUUCUAGGCUUGGUUUUAAGAUCUAAGGUGGCAGCUACCAACCAAAUUUGUCCUACAAUCAAAGCUUCCAAAGAGCUAAAUUUGCAUCCAACAAGCAGCAAUGAUAUCUUUCCUGCCAGCCUGUUCUUUCUAAUUUCAUAUGAAGUUUUGACUUCCAUGUGUAUAUCGGUACAAUGAAGAGCAAUGUGUCACUAACAAAUCCUCCAUGCUCCAAGCAUCACUUUUGUGCUACCUGGCUGCCGAUCCUUUUGCAGUACAAACUACUAAGUUCUUAAUCUGUUUUCAAGUCACCUGUAGAAAGCUCAUCCUUCUGUCUUCAUCAACAUCCAAACAUUUCCUUACUCUUAUUCUUUCUGGAGCUUCACUUGCUUCAUUUUCCGUUCACUCCAUUUCACCUGUGGACAUUUGAAGUGUGAGACAGACUAUGAAGGAAUAAUUAUCCUAGAUGGUUUUUAAUCUCAAGUGGACACUGGGGUAGUUUGAAGCUAGUGUUGCUUUAAUACCUUCAACAGUUGCUGAAUUUUUUAAGCAUGAGAAUCUUUUGAUUGAAUGAUGCUGAAUAAACUUUAACUGAGCAACCCAAGAAAAGGAAUUAAUAAUGUUCAGUUACUUGAGAAGGGCUUUAGUUUCUCAUACAUGAAUCAUAGAAAAUAAAUUAUUAGGGUACAAGGCCAAGUUCAGUUAAGCCUCCUGAUCUGUAUGACAAGGAAGAAAUGAUGCCAAAAUAAGGGGAAAAUCUUCCCAGAAGACUUGCAUCCCCUGCAUAAGAAUCAAUUAUAAAGUUUUGGUUUGUGCUAAAACUCUUGAAGAGGCCCAAUACCUUGUUUUGCUCCACACGAGAUAGCUAGCAGCAUGACUCAAUUUUAUUGUCAGAAAUCAACUAAUGGAGUCUUUUCCGCUGGAGGUCCCUGCUUGGAAUUCUUGUUUUGUUGUCUAUAAUGAAAACUAUGUGGGCCUGCAAGUCUUGGAACACAAAAAAAUCCAUGCUGGACAGAUCAUGCUAUUAAAGGUCAACAAACUACCUCUCUCUGAGCAUUGGGAAUUGAUGGUCGACGGAAAAAAGUCAGUCCUCUCCAGAAUUUUGGUUUUUUCUUCUCUUCCACACUCCAGAGAGUUCAAAAGGCUCAGCAUAUCACUGUUCUCGUUGUCCUUGCAGUCCUCAGCAGUAGGGGAUGUAGAACUCCGUUGUUGCUAUCAAUAAUCUAAAUUUUCCUAUGCUGAGAUUGUGAUGCGAGAGGUAUAGAGGGGGAAACUUUCCCAAGAUGGCUUAGGUGCUUGUUCCAUGAAAGAUCAGGGCCAUUCUUGAGGCUCUGUCGCGACACUACCAGCAAUUACCAGUUUUCAAACACAAUAUGUGCAACAUGUAGGCUUCCAACAAUAACAUACCUGACAAUUGCUUGACAUCAUCCUAUUGAUGAAGACAAUAUUUAUAGGCUUGGUUUUAAGAUCUAAGGUGGCUGCUACCAACCAAAUUUGACCUUCUACAACCAAAGCUUCCAAAGAGCUAAACUUACAUCCAACAAGCAGCAAUGAUAUCUGUCCUGCUAGCGUGUUCUAUUUAACUUCAUAUCAAGUUUGAACCUCCAUGUGUGAAUUGGUACAGUGAAGAGCAAUGCAGAGAAAUGUGUAGCUCCAGUUUUCAGAUUCAAAAUUUGAUUGGAAACAUAUCGCUUAGGCAAUUUAUGUAAUAUCAAUUGUGAUUGUUACAUAUCAAGAAUUUGACCAUUUUCUAAAUGAGUUUGAUUGGAUGUACUCCGAAAUAUUCUUGAAUUUAUAUUUUGUCAGUACUUUUCCAAUGCUAUUAA
Molecule: messenger RNA, 12898 nt
Organism: Quercus robur (English oak)
Lineage: Eukaryota; Viridiplantae; Streptophyta; Magnoliopsida; Fagales; Fagaceae
Product: putative disease resistance RPP13-like protein 1
Exons: 35
Coding region: 361-4086 (1241 amino acids)
Biological process (GO): defense response to other organism
Molecular function (GO): ADP binding
Source: RefSeq, a predicted model, not a curated record